Messenger RNA from Helobdella robusta, 1119 nucleotides. RefSeq lists its product as hypothetical. Gene Ontology annotation, molecular function: neurotransmitter receptor activity; G protein-coupled serotonin receptor activity. Lineage: Eukaryota; Metazoa; Annelida; Clitellata; Rhynchobdellida; Glossiphoniidae. Bases 1 to 1119 code for a protein of 372 amino acids. The record is from RefSeq and is a predicted model, not a curated record. The transcript is spliced from 5 exons. Gene Ontology annotation, biological process: chemical synaptic transmission; G protein-coupled receptor signaling pathway, coupled to cyclic nucleotide second messenger. Gene Ontology annotation, cellular component: dendrite; membrane.
AUGACAUUCAUCGAUGAGCAGAAACACCAGCAACCAAGACAUUGGAUAUAUUUGUGUCUCUUGAUUGUGCCACUGAGCACCAUCCUAGACAAUAGCUUGGUCAUUUUAGCUGUGGCCAGUCAAAAAAAUCUGAGAAACAUCUCCAACAGGGUCAUCGCCAGUUUGGCCUUAACAGAUCUAUUUCUGGCUUUGUUUGUUGUUCCGCUUAGCAUCUACCAACUGGUUGUCGGAGAAUGGGGUCUUGGUUUCCACUUGUGUCUGGCCUGGACCGGAUGUGACGUCAUCCUCUCAACAACCUCCAUUAUGCAUCUCUGUUCCAUCGCCCUCUACCGCUACCACGGUAUCUCCAACCCCCUCCAAGGUCGUAGGUACAAGAAGGGCAAAGUCACCAAACUGGUCGUGCCCGCCUGGAUCGUGUCCGUAGCUCUCUCAGUACCUUUCGUCGUUCAAGCUUACUUGGACCCCACUUGCGGAAUUUACAAUCAAACGUUCGCUGUUUAUUCAUCAUUAGUGUCUUUCUUCAUCCCACUGAUCGUCAUAACAGUUGUUGUCUUUCUCUCUAUACAAACGCUCAGAAAGCGAUCUGACCUACAGGUUUCUAAACAAACAUUUUUCUUUAAAAAAAGCUUUUUCAGUGGUUGCAUGAAGAAUCGUUUAUCAAAGAAACGACUGGGGAACAGUUUAAGAUCUGACCGGCCUGCUGAUGAAUUCGCGAUGAAGGUCAUUAAGAAAUUCAAUUUAGAACGACGUGCAGAAAAAACUUUAAUUUGGGUUUUCGCUGUCUUCGUGAUCCUCUGGUUACCGUUUUUUAGCGCUAACUUAGUGUACGGACUCUGCAGAUCGCCUGCGUGUCAGAUUCCUCCCGCUCUUUUUCAAACGUUUGUUUGGCUGGGCUACUUGUCGUCGGGAGUCAACCCGUGCAUCUACACACUCCUCAAUAAAGAUUUCCGAUCGGCUUUCUACAAACUGCUGACUUGCAGGUUUCGCAGUGGAAAGAAAAUUAUCUACAGAAGAAAUGCAAGAAAGAUUAAAAAAUUCAGAGAGGUAGGUGCUGCAGGAAGUUACGCUGGUGGAUCAUCGUCGACAGGUGGUGGUGGUGGUAGGUGGUCGUUCAGGUAG